ACGGAACACCUUCGUUCUCAAGGCUCGGAGUGGCAGUGAUGAGCGACUGCAUGCAAUUACGCUCAAUGUGAACGUGAGAGAGCAGGAUUUGACUCAUUUCAAUGGUAGAAAUGGGGCUGGAGCGGAUAAAGCGGUGCAGGUGAGGGAAGUCUUUGUUCAAGAUCGAUGGUCUCACGUUGUUGUUGCUACUGCCAGCGGUUGCUGGAGCUGCUGGACGACGAUGAAGCGUUCCAGGCGCUAGUGCGUGAAAUUAGCGAUCUGCGCCAGCUGGACCAGCUGAUCAAGACGAAGGCAAAGGACGGCACGCACACGCUCGAGCUACCGGACGUGACGGUGCAGUGGCAGGUGGCCGAGGAGCCUGGUCUACCCAGCGUCUUGCAGCGCGUACAGGACGAUGGAGAUAGUCAAUCGACUACUGGACGAGUGCCGAGCACUACCGAACCGGCGGGGAAGUAUCGUCCGCUACCCGUGCGAAAACUGGUCGUGGCUGUGUGGAUGUAUCCACCUCACGUCGAGAUCCCUCCGACGGGGGACCGGAUUCCAGUAGCCAGCGACGCGAAUAAACAGGAUUUUUUUCGCAAGGACGACGCAGGAAGCGUAGAAGGCGCUGAAGAAACAAACGUUCUUUUCUUGCAGACAUUCCUUGAAGCGGAUCAGUUGAAAAGCAUCCAGCUCUCCAUGCCAAUUGUCCUUCUUCAGCCCCAAGAGCAAGUCAUGGGCUGCGUUGCUGGCACGGAACAGCAUGGGGACACUGCAUUCCAGUCCUCAGGAGAGCUACGGGGCGUACUGAGAUGGGGUGGACUUCGCUCGACCAAUCUCAUCAUUGGCAUCGUUAUUAACAUCAUCGGCCACACUCUGCACUCACGCAAGAGCAAGCAACCAAUUCACGUCUUUGGCUUCGGGGACUCUCAAACGGCUGAUCAAUGUGUCUUCACAUUUUCUCCGACGGAAGUCCGUGUCGAGGUGUGGAGCACGUCCUGCGGUAUACAGACAUCACCCCGGAUCUUGUGCUAG
Molecule: messenger RNA, 1014 nt
Organism: Phytophthora infestans T30-4
Lineage: Eukaryota; Oomycota; Peronosporomycetes; Peronosporales; Peronosporaceae
Exons: 5
Coding region: 166-1014 (282 amino acids)
Source: RefSeq, a predicted model, not a curated record